UGUACUGUGUAAUAAAAGUUUUCCCUUCAGAUGAUGAUAGAAUUACAUCCAGUGAGACUACUUCACAUUCACAAAUUGCCACGUCCUCUCUCUCCUCUUCAUAUUCUGCAGUUCCCCCCACCUCCCAGCCUCCCCUCUCUGUCUCCACAGCUCCUGCCUCCUCUACCACUGCCACCACUACUACCAACACACUUGAGGCACAACAGGAAGGAAGUCAAGAGACUCAAGACCUACCAUCACCUUCUAACACCAAUGGAAGCCAGGGUGAAAGCACACAAGAAGCUGUAACUGGACAAACAGGUGCCGUGAAAAGGAGAAUAAAUGAAAAAGAGCAGCAGAAAUCACAUGCAAGCCAAAAUGAUGAUGAUAGAAUGACAUCCAGUGAGACUACUUCACAUUCACAAAUUGCACUCGGGCGAUGCUGGUUGAGGAAACUCAUGGUGAUAAUUUUCGUCAUUGCGAUCUUUGUGGCAAUUUUGUGGCAGUCAUUUCGUUACUAUUUUUUUUCUUAGUCUGUUAUGUUGUGUGUUAGUAUGGACUGUCACAACCUCUUUCUGUACUUCUUUCCCAAUCACAUUUCUUCUCGCUCUGAGUCUGUGCGCAUGCG
Geodia barretti is the source of this 607-nucleotide messenger RNA. The record is from the annotation of a GenBank genome assembly. NCBI's taxonomy places the organism in Eukaryota, Metazoa, Porifera, Demospongiae, Tetractinellida, Geodiidae.